Molecule: messenger RNA, 1566 nt
Organism: Penicillium bovifimosum
Lineage: Eukaryota; Fungi; Ascomycota; Eurotiomycetes; Eurotiales; Aspergillaceae
Product: putative pre-mRNA splicing factor
Exons: 2
Coding region: 1-1566 (521 amino acids)
Biological process (GO): mRNA splicing, via spliceosome
Cellular component (GO): U4/U6 x U5 tri-snRNP complex
Molecular function (GO): U6 snRNA binding; protein binding; U4 snRNA binding
Source: RefSeq, a predicted model, not a curated record
AUGAUGCACCCAGCGCGACAAGCAUAUGUGGAGGAAACAGAGGACACGGACAUGGGCAUCAGCUAUGCUGAUCUGCCGAUGGACCAAGACUAUGAUAUGCCUUCUACUGCAGCGGGAAUCCCUACCGAGCGGGCCUCUGCCAUUCUGUCGCAGUUCGAACGGAAACGGAGAGCAGCGGCGAUGGUGGUUCCAACAGACGAUACGAGAGUGCGCGCACGACUCAGAGAGCUCGGAGAGCCGAUUACGCUGUUUGGAGAAGGGCCUGGAGAUCGGCGCGAUCGUUUACGUGAAUUGUUGACCGAUAUGGCCGAUAGACAAGGUGGAGGCGAUGUUGAAAUGGAAGAACCCGAGGAGGAGGAAGGAGAACAACAAGAGGAAUUCUACACAGAGGGUGGAAACGCAUUGCUCGAAGCACGGAAGGAUAUUGCCCGUUAUUCAUUGCCACGCGCAAAAGCACGUGUGGCCCGACUCAAAGAGGAGUCAACCGUCCCACUUCGAACACACGUCAAGCAUCGCAAAGCUGUCAGGGAAAAACUACAAGGGUUCGAUCUGUAUGGGUCACAGAUUGCUGGCGAUCGCCCAGUCAGCAUCUGCCGAUUCUCGCCGGACGGGAAGACCAUCGCUGCUGGAAAUUGGAGCGGUGGGAUCAAAUUGCUCGGUGUGCCUAAUCUGGAAGAAACGGCGAAUCUCAAGGCGCAUACGGAUCGCGUCGGUGGUUUGUCGUGGUUCCCCGGCGCUACUAUCCCCAGCUCCAAUGUCUCACCGUCGUCUGUCAAUCUAAUGUCCGGCGGCGGCGAAGGAGAUCUCCACCUAUGGGCCCUUGACCAAGAUAAGCCGCUUGCUACGUUAUCUGGCCACUCUGGCCGUGUAUGCCGAUCUGAGUUCCACCCUUCUGGUCGAUAUGCAGCAUCCGCCUCCUUCGACACCACGUGGCGUCUGUGGGAUAUCGAAACGACAACCGAGCUACUACUGCAAGAAGGCCAUUCACGAGAAGUUUAUACAGUAGCUUUCAACAAUGAUGGCUCUCUCGUGGCAAGUGGCGGGUUCGACAGCAUCGGGCGUAUCUGGGAUCUACGCACAGGACGUACUGUGAUGAUCCUGGAGGGCCACAUUCGUGAAAUCUUCGCUAUGGACUGGGGUGUUGAUGGCCACCGAGUGCUAUCUGGUUCUGGCGAUGGAUGGGUCAAAUGUUGGGACUUGCGACAAGUGAGGAACACAGGCGGAAUCGGUGCACACAAGAGUGUGGUAUCGGAUCUCCGCUGGUAUAAGGGUGCAGAGGCUGCCUCGUUCUUGCCUACGACAAAUGGCAGCCAGAUGGACAUUGAUAGCGCUUCACCAGCAGCCGACAAACCAGCAGAAGGACCACAACCCAAGAAAUCAGGUACAUUCUUUGUGAGCAGUGGGUUCGACAAGAGUGUCAACGUUUUCAGUGCGGAUGACUGGUCCCUAGUGAAGUCGCUGAGCGGCCACUCGGGCAACGUUCUGAGCACAGAUAUCAGUCACGAUGCACAGUGGAUUGCUAGCUGUGGUCAUGAUCGCACGGUGAAGCUUUGGGGUAUUGAAUGA